CAGGUUGUCUCGAUAAAUCUCUCUUCAUUAGGAAUUAUUGUCGGCCGUUCAGCCAUGACGUCACUGGUGUCGACUUCUCAAUCUAUGUGCCAUCAUGGCUGGACGAAGAAGAGGGAAAACUUUCCACACUUCCAGGUGCACAGGCUUGAGGAACUUACUAUGGUGUAGAAAGGCUUCGGCAGCGGGAUCCCAAAUUAAAAGGCACCCAACUACUUGGGGGCCUAGGUAGUUGUGUCGAGACGUCUCACAACAUUCAAUCGCGUCCACACUGCAUCGAACGCCCAAACCUGUCAAACUGCUGACACUUCCCAAGCCAUCUUAUCAAAGCCACCCGACGUCACCUCAUGCACACUACCGUUUGACCAACAGUCCUUUCUGGGCCAGUCACGUCGGCACGCUGGCAUCCGGCUCCUUUGUUUGCGCGACUUGAUAUCCGGUUUACCGGGAUGUACCUGUUGGCAAACCUGGAAGCUCUGCCCGGGCUGGGCUGGCUGGCUGCCCGUAGCGCCAGGAACCUUGUCCGGAUCAGUCAUUGAUUUCGCUUACAUGCUCGUGAUUUUUAUUCCAUUACCACUGCACACCAAGUACAGCUCAAGGCAUCGCUGCAAAACACCAAGAUGGGAGGCGAACAGGAUCCAACCCCGGAGAAUAUGACCAUGAUGCAGGGCUUUGAAUGGUAUGUCCCCGCUGACCAGAAGCACUGGGUUCGCCUCGAGAAACACAUACCUCAGCUCAAGCAAUGGGGCAUCGACAACAUCUGGGUCCCACCAGGGUGCAAGGGCUCGUGCAAAGACGGAAAUGGGUAUGACAUCUAUGACCUUUACGACCUGGGCGAGUUCGACCAGAAAGGGACCGUCCCCACCAAAUGGGGCUCCAAGGAGGAGCUGGUCAGGAUGGCAAACACAGCCAAGGACAACGGCGUCGGUAUCUAUUGGGAUGCAGUCCUGAAUCACAAGUUUGCUGCUGAUCGCAAAGAGAAGUGCGAUGCAAAGGAGGUUGACCAGGAGGAUCGCAACAAAGACAUCAGCGAUACCUAUCAAAUCGAGGCUUGGGUCGGCUACACGUUUCCUGGGAGACGUGGCAAGUAUAGCAAAAUGAAGUACCACUGGUAUCAUUUCAGCGGUGUCGACUUCAACGCCAAGAAUGAAAAGAAUGCCAUCUACAAGAUCAUGGGCGACAAGGUCAAGGGCUGGGCAGACGAUGGAGACGUCGAUGGCGAGAAGGGAAACUACGAUUUUCUCAUGGGCUCAGAUCUUGACUACGAUCACCCAGAGGUCCAAGAAGAUGUUCUCAACUGGGGGAAGUGGCUGGCCUCUCAGAUCCCUCUCAAGGGAUUCCGCUUCGACGCCAUCAAGCACUACAGCGAAGACUUCCUGCGGAAAUUCAUCACCAACAUGGAUGACACAUAUGGCUCAGGCUGGUUCGUCGUGGGCGAGUUUUGGAAGGACAGCCUCCAAGACAUGGAGGGCUACCUCGACCGCAUGGGCAGGAAGUUUGCCCUCUUCGACGCUCCGCUAGUUUACAACUUCAGCGAGAUCAGCCAGGGCAACGGCGCAGACAUGCGCAAGGUCUUCGACGACACCCUUGUGCAAGCUGCGCCGAUUUGUGCGGUGACCCUCGUGAUGAACCACGACACCCAGCCAUACCAAGCCCUCGAGGCCCCAAUCGCAGACUGGUUCAAGCCCCUGGCCUACUCGCUCAUCCUCCUCCGCGACACGGGGUACCCCUGCGUCUGGUACGGCGACCUGUACGGCGUCGACCCCAAGGGCGAGAAGCAGUCCUUCCCGCCCUCGUGCGGCGGCGCGCUGCCAAAGCUCACCCUCGCCCGCAAGCUCUACGCCUACGGCCGGCAGGCCGAGUACUUCGACUACGCGACGUGCCUGGGCUUCGUCCGCUAUGGCACGUGGGACCGCCGCUUCGGGUGUGCUGUCGUGCUAUCGAACGCCGGUGCCGGGUCCAAGAGGAUGCAUGUCGGCGAGAUGCACGCCGGCGAGAAAUGGACGGACGUGCUUGACUGGAGCGACGCGGAGGUUGAGAUUGGGCAAGAUGGGUUUGGCGAGUUCGUAUGUGGGCAGUGCAGCGUGAGUGUGUUUGUGAACAAGGACGCUGAUGGGCGGGAGAAAUUUGGUCAGGAGUUUGACAGCAACAUCUACGAUAUUUGAAAAGCCCUAAAGGCUACCAUCAUUGCUCACUCCCAAGCCUGGGCUAACUAGACUAGACCGCGUAAGAGGACAUCCUUAUUAAUUGACCAAGUCGAUUAUGCUAUGCUAUGCGCUCAAUGUCGUUAUGUAAGUAGCCCGGGUAGAAUGAAACCACUAUUGUGUUGGCAUCAGCAGAAACCGGUGAUACCUAGGAGCCGAAUGACCUGACACUUGCAACGAUUCAGCCAUCACGGGCAUAGUCGACUUCAGGAGGUCAAGGCCAAGGCCAAUGUAUUAGCGUGUUGUGUUCGAUGUGGCGACCCAUAUGUCCUCGGGUCUCAGAAUGGGUGGCCUUUUAAGUAUAGAGACUUAUCGCCGGUGGUUGCGGUGCCACAAUUCGUUCAACCGCUUCAAUUGAUCCUCGCUGCUUUCCA
Molecule: messenger RNA, 2575 nt
Organism: Diaporthe batatas
Lineage: Eukaryota; Fungi; Ascomycota; Sordariomycetes; Diaporthales; Diaporthaceae
Exons: 6
Coding region: 618-2162 (514 amino acids)
Biological process (GO): carbohydrate metabolic process
Molecular function (GO): calcium ion binding; hydrolase activity, hydrolyzing O-glycosyl compounds
Source: RefSeq, a predicted model, not a curated record